UUCAACAUCUACAUGAAGCCGCUGGGUGAGGUCAUCAGUGGUUUCGGGGUGAGUUAUCAUCUGUACGCUGAUGAUACUCAGCUGUACUUUUCCACCCCGGACCACCCCAAUGAAGCUGUCGAAGUGCUGUCCCGGUGUCUGGAAGCCGUACGGGUCUGGAUGGGGAGAAACAGACUCAAGCUCAAUCCCUCCAAGACGGAGUGGCUGUGGAUGCCGGCACCCCGGUACAGUCAGCUGCAGCCGCAGCUGGCUGUGGGGGGCGAGUUAUUGGCCCCAACGGAGAGGGUGCGCAACUUGGGUGUCCUCUUGGAUGGGCGGCUGUCGUUUGACGAUCAUUUGGCGGUCGUCUCCAGGAGGGCUUUUUACCAGGUACGCUUGGUCCGCCAGUUGCGCCCCUUUCUUGACCGGGAUGCCUUAUGCACGGUCACUCAUGCCCUUGUCACUUCCCGCUUGGACUAUUGCAAUGCUCUCUACAUGGGGCUGCCCUUGAAGUGCACCCGGAGGCUGCAGCUAGUUCAGAAUGCAGCUGCGCGGGUAAUAGUGGGAGCGACUCGUUGCUCCCAUGUAACAUCAAUCCUGCGCAGCUUGCACUGGCUUCCUGUGGUCUUUCGGGUGCGCUUCAAGAUUUUGGUUACCACCUUUAAAGCGCUCCAUGGCUUAGGACCCGGGUACUUACGGGACCGCCUGCUAUUACCUUUUGCCUCCCAUCGACCCGUACGCUCCCACAGAGAGGGCCUUCUCAGGGUGCCGUCCGCCAAGCAAUGCCGGCUGGCGGCCCCCAGGGGAAGGGCCUUCUCUGUUGGAGCUCCUACGCUCUGGAAUGAAUUUCCCCCUGGUUUACGUCAAGCGCCUGAUCUUCGGACCUUUCGCCGUGAGCUGAAAACGCACCUAUUUAUUCAAGCGGGACUGGAUUGAUAUUUUAUUGGGGUAUUUAUGUCUUAUGAUUUUAAAUGGUUUUAAAAAUUUUGGCCACGUUAUAAUAUUUCUUUUUAACUUCUUUUUAAUGUUUAUACAUUGUAUUUUUACUAGGCUGUACACCGCCCUGAGUCCUUCGGGAGAAGGGCGGUAUAAAAAUUGAAAUAAAUAAAUAAAUAAAUAAAUAAAUUACUGCAAGUUCAAGUCCCACCAGGCCCAAGAUUGAUUCAGCCUUCCAUCCUUUAUAAGGUAGGUAAAAUGAGGACCCAGAUUGUUGGGGGCAAUAAAAAGUUGACUUUGUAUAUAAUAUACAAAUGGAUGAAGACUAUUGCUUGACACAGUGUAAGCCGCCCUGAGUCUUCGGAAAAGGGCGGGAUAUAAAUGCAAAAUAAUAAUUAAAAAAAAUACUGCCACUCUCGCAAAACACAGUCAGGUGAACAUUGGGAUAUUGCAAACAACCGUCCAUGUUGCCAAGAGCCCAAACUUUGCAUGUAUGACUAUGGGGAGAAGGGGGAAUCUGUCAGAAUUUUGAAUCCAGGGCACAAGUAGCCCCAAGGAAAGUCUGUUGUAACUUCAACCUGUCAUAAGUCAAGGACUAUCUGUAUUUGCUUUUUCUCUCCUUAAUCCCUAAUCCGAAAGGUGCUUUUUUUUUCCCCAAGAGGCAACUGGACUUUUGGAUUUUUCUUUUGAAGACAUUUCGCUUCUCAUCCAAGAAGCUUCUUUAGCUCUGACUGGAUGGAGGAGAACGGAAGGAUUUCUACUCCUUGCAGACAGCUGGUCAUUUACAUCCUUUUUAAAGAGUCGUUGAGGCCACUUGGAGGUUUGUCUAGAUCAGUGGUUCUCAACCUGUGGGUCGCGACCCCGUUGAGAACCGCUGAACUAAAGGAACUGCGGAAGACCAGAGGGAGCAGAAGAGCUCUUUGGGUUUCUGACUGGGAGCGCAAAGUUUCUACAGCAGAGCACAGAAAUGGAAAGGCAAAGCAAGUGCCAAGGGAAGAGAAAAUGUGUAGCUGAGGAUUGAACUGUGGGGUCCUCGGUGCUCUCUGAGCUUGGUGGUUUUCUUGCAGACGUUUCAUGACCCAACUAGGUAACAUCAUCAGGGCUAGAAGGGAGUGGGGGGGUUUGUGGGGAGGAGG
This is a messenger RNA of Ahaetulla prasina, 2051 nucleotides long. RefSeq lists its product as uncharacterized. Bases 13 to 915 code for a protein of 300 amino acids. NCBI's taxonomy places the organism in Eukaryota, Metazoa, Chordata, Lepidosauria, Squamata, Colubridae. The transcript has 2 exons. The record is from RefSeq and is a predicted model, not a curated record.